AAAACCCCAACUGAAUGGAAGACAAGUGUCGAGGAAGGAGAGCUGGAAAACAGAAAGUGGAAGACAGGUGUGAGCAGUGGAGUGGCCGUUCGAUUUUGACGGUAGGAGUAAAACUCUAAGUUUUCAAAAAUUCACACCACUCUCUGCAUGCAACCAUCUUCUUUAACCUUCUGAAACUCCAUUCUUCUCCUCCUCCUCUCUAAGAUUUCUUCAUUUUCUCUCUACGAAAUCUUACUCUUUUCUUCCUCCGAUCAUCAAACAAACCACACCCGAGCAUUCCCGGCGUCGAGGGCGUUCGUUUGAACCGAUCAGUUUUCGAUUCCGAGUUGUUUCGGAAGUUGUCGAGCGUUGAGGGUAGAAGGAUUGGUAGAGGUGAACCAGUAACCAUAUCUGUGAGCGUUCGGUCACCUUAAGAGGUUUGUUGAAUUCAGGAAGCUUUCACCACCAAUCUUUUCUGGUAUUUCUCGCAAGCCGAUUCGCAUUUCAAGAAAAACCCUGAGCUUGAAGAUGGCCCAACCUUCCCAAAACCCAUCUCGGCAGCAGAAAAUCAUAAUUACUAAAAAGAAUGACAGUAAGCUGGUUGGCAUUCUUCAUGAAUGUGGAACCGAAGAGAUUGUCAUCUUAUGCCAUGGUCUUCGAUCCACCAAGGAAGAUACUAUCAUGAUAAAUCUUGCUUCUGCUCUAGAGAAUGCAGGAGUCAGUUCUUUCCGCGUUGACUUCAGUGGAAAUGGGGAAAGUGAUGGUUCAUUUGAGUUUGGUCACUAUUGGAGGGAGGUUGAUGAUCUACAUGAUGUCAUUCAACACUUUCAUAGAGCAAACCGUAUAGUUACUGCAAUUAUUGGACACAGUAAAGGAGGUGGCGUGGUGCUUCUUUAUGCUUCUAAGUAUCGUGACAUUAAAACAGUUAUCAACAUCUCUGGACGCUAUGAUCUGAAGGCAGGAAUUGAAGAACGCCUUGGAAAGGAUUAUUUGGAAAGAAUUAGGAAGGAUGGUUUCAUUGAUGUGAUGCGGUCAGGAAGUUUUGAUUACCGUGUAACUUUGGAAAGUUUGAUGGAUCGCUUAGAUACAAACAUGCAUGAAGCAUGCCUUCAGAUUGAUAAAGAAUGCAGGGUCUUCACAAUUCAUGGUUCUUCAGACCCAGUUAUCCCCGUUGAAGAUGCAUAUGAGUUUGCCAAGAUUUUACCAAACCAUAAGCUGCAUAUCAUAGAGGGAGCUGAUCAUUCAUACACUAAUCAUCAAGAUGAAUUGGCCUCUGUUGUUGUGAACUGCAUAAAGGAAACCUUGCUCCAGGAUAGGGUUACAUCUGGCUAGAUCUUGCAGUUUUGAGCCACCUAAAAUUGCUCAAGGUGACAAAAUCUCUAUUACGGAUGAACCUGUUUAUGAAAUUGCAGUUAAAAAAAAUUGUGAAUAUUGCAUCGUGGUGAAAAUAAUGGCGAGAGAAAUAUCUGCUACUGCUAUUGGUCUCUGAUUAGAUGUACAAAGGCAUUUUGGCAUUAUAUAUAUAUUAUGAAAUGCAAUAUGCAAACAGUUGUUAUGGUGACAUAUUGUAGCGUUAGUGGGGGUUAGUCCCACAUUUCAAGGGUUUGGUAUUUAUAUAAAAGAGUGUAACGAAAGCCUAUGGCGUGUAGAAUGUGGUCACCAGUUUGAGUAUCUUAAAAAUGUUGAAAGUAUUUGUAUUCUUACACUCUGAUACAAAAAACAUACAAGUAGAAAUACGAGUAACAUUUACAUAGUAACAAUGAGUUCAUUAUAUUUUUGUGGCUAAA
Vigna angularis (adzuki bean) is the source of this 1766-nucleotide messenger RNA. RefSeq lists its product as uncharacterized. Gene Ontology annotation, cellular component: cytosol. Lineage: Eukaryota; Viridiplantae; Streptophyta; Magnoliopsida; Fabales; Fabaceae. The record is from RefSeq and is a predicted model, not a curated record. The transcript is spliced from 10 exons. Bases 508 to 1311 code for a protein of 267 amino acids.